CUUGACAUGGCGAAAGUUUUGAGAUAAAGGCCCAAGUCUUUGGACGCUGUUUGAUAGAGAAAAGGGCUCUCCUCUUGCAGACACAGAUGGUUUUCAGUGAAAAUCCAUUUUGCUCCUGCAACAAUGUCGGGUUUGCUCUACAUUGGCAGAUUUUCACCAUCGGGUUGGACUCAUCCUGGAGACAUAUCCGUUCAUCUCCUUUUAAUAGUUACAAGUACUAUCUCCCUUUUAGUAGUAUAUAUGCUGGGUGUAGGAUCUCAGAUGGAGUUCUUUACUGGAAAGACCCACGUUAUCCCCAUGAUGCCCCCAUUAUGGCUUUUGAUUUUGUCCAGGAGAAGUUCCGAAGGAUUCCCUUACCUGAUACUCAAGGAAACGGUACAAAGUAUGAUCUGCUGAAUUUUGGGCCCGUCGCUGUCGUGUCUGUAUCACCCGAAAGCAAUGAGAUGGUGGUUGUGCAUUAUAACUGCAGUAGGAGAAGUUCUGGAGAGCUAGCCGAAGGGAAUUGGGGUGAUGAAGAAAUAUAUGUUAUGCCAUCUCAGGGAUUCAGGCUUGAGGGAAUACUUCCCUGUGGGAAGUUGCUACUAUGUCAUGAAAAAGAUCGCUCCCCAGCUUGCAUUUACUUAUUUGAUCCGAUUAAGGGAGAGUCCAAGGAGAUUGUGAUGCAGAAAAACCCUUUCUUAUCCCCACUGCAUCUAAAUGGGGUGAACUAUUAUGUGGAGGAGAAUAUCAUCUCAUUGAGGAGCUUGGGCUGUAUAUGGACAGACAACCAAACACAAGAAAAUCUUGAAGUUCCUACCGAACCCAAAUCCAUAGGCUCAAGAGUCACUCAUUUUGGAUCUCGCCUCAGAAAGCUAUUUUGCUUGCCCCACUGAUCACCACCCCUGACUACACCCUCCACCAUCUUCGAG
Oldenlandia corymbosa var. corymbosa is the source of this 908-nucleotide messenger RNA. Lineage: Eukaryota; Viridiplantae; Streptophyta; Magnoliopsida; Gentianales; Rubiaceae. The record is from the annotation of a GenBank genome assembly.